Molecule: messenger RNA, 3873 nt
Organism: Lachancea thermotolerans CBS 6340
Lineage: Eukaryota; Fungi; Ascomycota; Saccharomycetes; Saccharomycetales; Saccharomycetaceae
Gene: RTC1
Product: Rtc1p
Exons: 1
Coding region: 1-3873 (1290 amino acids)
Biological process (GO): positive regulation of TOR signaling
Molecular function (GO): protein binding
Source: RefSeq, a predicted model, not a curated record
AUGAGCAGAAGCCAAUCUCCCUCCCUUAAUGACGGACUUAGUACAUCCAACAGCAGGCAUUCAAGCUCCCAUUCCAGAUUCUCUCUGCACAAGGCGUUUCCACAACUGAGUGGGAAUGCGAGUUUUAAUGGCACUUCUCCGAAGACCAAAUUGCCGUCUAGGUUUUCAGGGGGUAGCAACCCUCCAUAUAUGGAUAGCUUGAAAGAGCAAGAGAGCUCUUCCAGCUCAAGUAGAUCGAACUUUCGUCGGGCUAAUUACGUGAAUCCCGGCCGCAUCAGGUCCUCUGGUUUGAAGUACUCCUUGCAAGCACCAAAAGAGCUUUCUAGUAUCGACAAAAUUAACGAUCCCGCUAGCAGGUCGAUUGUUAUUUCAGGCAAAAACCACCUAGGACUUUACCGUUUUCGCGAAGAUUAUGGCAAGCUGGAGUUGACAUUGGACCUUUUUAAUAUUGAUCAAAAAGCAGCGAGUUUGAGAACAACUACCAGAAAAACUAGUACCAUAUCAGAUGUUAAGGCAGGCUUCCACAACUACAAAAACUACGUUGCUAUAUGUGGAACCUCGACUUCUGUUUCAAUAUAUGACAUCAACAGGGCAAACUUAGUCGACGGACCCGCUUCCAUGGUUCUCUCAAAGCAUACCAGAUCGAUCAACAGUGUCGACUUUAAUAUGGCACAAACAAGUUUGCUAAUAAGUGGAAGCCAGGACGGCUGUAUAAAAGUUUGGGAUCUUCGUUCGAGCCAAGGUCGUAAAAACAAGAGCGACUUAACGAUAAACAGCGGGUCUGACUCAGUACGCGAUGUUAAAUGGAUGCCUACGUAUGACUUCCCUAACAACGAUGACGUUGUGGCCGGGCCCAGCAAUAGAAGUCAUAGAUUUGCUUCUAUCCAUGACUCGGGGCUACUCUUGACUUACGACCUGAGACAGCCGUCUCAAGCUGAAAAAAGGAUAAAUGCUCAUUCAGGGCCGGGGCUCUGCCUCAGUUGGCAUCCCACCUUAGAUUAUAUUAUGACAGGGGGCCGAGACGGCAAAUGCUGCCUCUGGAAUAUGGGCAGCAAACCCCUGAAUCCCGCAAGUUUUCAAAAUAUUCAUCAUAACAGUUCAUUCAGCACGUCGGCUGCGAGCUCUUUCACUCAAGGCUUUUCCGCCAACUCAGUUACAAAUUUCAUCAACUCACCUGAAGCAGUUGUUAACACCGCACACCCUUUAACCAAGCUGAAGUUCAGACCUUCUGCAAUUCCAGAAGUAUUUGAUUCCGUAAUUGCUCUUUCGUCACUGGGUGAAAAUUCAGAUGUUUCUCUUUAUUCACUCUCAAGGUCAUAUAUCCCGAAAAAUGUACUUACAACUAACUCACCUUCAUGCGGCUUUGUUUGGUGGAAUGAGAACCUUAUUUUUAACAUUGACAAACAGAAUAUGGUCACUGGCUGGGAUUUAGGAAAAGAACCUACAGUUUUGGAUAAUCUGCCAAAGAAUAAAAUAGCGUGGAGGGACAUUGAAGGUGAUGGGCUGGUAUUUCUGGCGCAAGACAAAGGCGGGUAUGAGUCUGGCGGGCCAGAUGGCAUGUCUGUGUCCACCGAGACUAGAAAUUUUUCGCAAAGUAGACUAAGCACGACAACAAUGAGCAAUUUAUUCCCUAGUCAUACGAUGAGACAGAAUUCAAGCGUAUCUUCAUUUCCAGCGCUCAAUACGCACUCGAAUUCUGGAGCGAACCUCGGUGAUAGACCCUCCCUUCCACGUACGGUCACGUCAUAUAGCAAGGGCGCCUAUACUCAAACAUAUGGGUCCUAUAAUACGCACAGCUCGCAUCAUAACUCAGCAGCCUCUGCCAGUGCUUCAUCAAUUGCAACGGAAUUGGGCUCAGAGCACGUUUUGUCGCCAAGGAUGAUCUCCUUGGAUCUACCACACAUUCUUAAUAGCAUCAGAAGUGCCAAAAUUGAAAACUAUGCCAAGAAGCCCAGUCGCCCUGGUUCUGCAGCUUUCAAGGACUCCCCUGUCGAAGUCUUCAAGUUCCUUUCGCGUGAACUCAAGUUUUCGUAUAUGCACGAUCGAAAUUUCAACAAACCAGAGAAUCUCACUGAUCAAGAUGACCUUGCUCAAAGCGUGGACGACAAUGAUUUGAAGUCACACCUUAUUACGCGAUUUGGAUUUUCUGAGAACAACACCUGGACUAAAUUCAUCAAGAAAAGUAACUCCCCAGAGAAGGAUGCUGCCGUUGAAAAUGGAACUAAAGUAAACGAAGCCAGUAUCGAGAAGGUUACUAACUCUCCAAAUGAUACGGGGUCAGAUGAGCUCAGCAGCAUAUCGAAGCUUUCGACUGAACCCAAAAAAUCAGAUUUAGCUGAGCGCAACAUUACGGCUAUUCGGCAAAGGGUAAAGCAUUUUAUAGAACUUGUUUCCAUGUGUGAUCAUAACGCCGAGAUAUACUUGUACAUUGAUGACUUAUCCAAUUUCAAAAUAUGGAUGAUGAUGAGAGAUUCUCUACUAUGGGAGCUCAAACAGAUAACAGACAGCCUCGAAACUGAUGGAGGAAGCCUUCUUUCGGAAUCAUUGCUCGUUAACCCCGAUGUCACGCGUCACUCUAACGGGGCUCGCAAGCAAUCUAUGGCCUCGGAUUAUAGUAGCUUCAGCACAAGUGAAGUUGGGUCUACGACUGGAGUUCAAGCUUUGCCCGAAUUCCGCGGCCCUCAUUCCUUAAGUACACCUCCCAGAGCCACCACGAGUUUUGGGGCGAAAGAACCAUCGUCCUUGAAAAAAAGAGAGUCCACUAUUGAUGAAAACUUGAGUGAAACUGAAAUCGAAGCUAAGGGCUUGCCCAAAGAGGACAUUAAAAAUUUAAGGAACCAAAUUUCUAAGCACCAAAUUGGCGACGAGGUUGCCAUUGAAGACGAGGAGGAGGACAAAUUUGAGGAAAAAAGCAGUGCCGGAACUGAUGCUUCUAACAAAAAUAUUCCAAUUAUUCCCUCUGAAAGAAAGGUGUCUUUUGUCGAUCAAUUUAUCAAUAGUAUGCGCUCUCCUAAAACUCUUCACGGUGAUUUUGAGACCGACGGGAGCAGAAUGGCUAAUUCUGCGAGCACUAAAAGAUCAUCACAACCCAGUUUCAGUUCAUCACUUGCUGGUUUGAUAACUAGAAGGCUAUCCGAUCAGUCUCCAAAAACCAAGCCCAAAGACUUGAUUUAUUCAAAGAGUUCCGGAAGCAUUGCAAAAAACAGCAGCGAUUUGUUUGAUUUCCAAAAUGUUGAAGGUAACAAUUCACCAAGGGUACUGACUCAAAAAUCGAAAAUAAGCAUGCUAUUGAAGGGUUUAAAGAAAAGCGAGACAGCACCGCCUUGGGAUGCUUCUAGGCUUAUAAAAAAGAUUUUUGAACAAUCUGUUGCUACCGGGAAUGUGCUUCUUACUAUUAGCAUUAUACUGCUGUUUCAAACUACUUUUAAGGUUACUAGCACCACAGUGGUGAAAAACGCACUUUCAGAAUUUAUCAAUAUUCUGCAUAAGUACGAGCUAUUUGAAAUAGCGGCAAAUUUAUUGAAGUUUUGUCCUUGGGACGACAUACUUGAAGCUGGAAAUGGCCAAUGCACCGUUAGAAUUUACUGCGAGCGCUGUAAGAAGCUCUUGGUAAACGAAUCCUCAAAAGAAAAAUUUACUGAAGAGUGGAAGCGCACAGGUCGGCAGGAAGUGAUGAAAAGGUUUGGAUAUUGGUAUUGCGACAAUUGCUCGAAACGGAAUACGCUUUGUGUUUUGUGUGAACAGCCUUUGAAAAAGCUCACGUUUUGCGUACUGAAUUGUGGUCAUGAAGGCCAUCCCGAGUGCUUCAAAAAGUGGUUCAUGAACGAAGAGAUGAGCGAAUGUCCUAGUGGAUGUUCUGGUUUCCUUUUGUAA